AUGAUGAGUAAAACAAGUUGCAUAAUUUUCACCCUUGCGUCAAUUCUUAUACUUUCCUUAACCACCUUCAUCAUAUAUUUAAUAAUUGUCACCACGUUCCCAUUCAAUGUCAAGUUCCACAUAACAAAUUUUUCUCUCGAACAAUUCAAUCUCACAACCAACAACACCUUAUAUUACAACUUUAGGGUUAACAUUACAGCAAGAAACCCUAACAACAAUGGAAAAAUUCAUUAUAGGAGGAUCACAGCAGUUGCAUGGUAUAAAGAUCAUGAUUUUGCAUGGGUGAGUUUGACACCUUUUGAUCAAAGCAAAAAGAGUACUAAUUUACUUGGGCCAAUAGUUUUUGAAGGGAACUAUGUGAUUAACCUUAAAGAAAAACAACUUAAUGAAUAUAAAGAGGAGACCCGUGUUGGAAUAUAUAAAGAUUUGGCUGUAGAUUUGGAACUUAAAAUUAAAGCCAAAUUUGGAGGGUUUAAGAGUGGCCAUAUUUCGUUAGCGCAAUGUGGUCGUUUGAAAGUUCCUUUAAUUUCUAAUAGUGAAUCAUCAUCACCACCUAUUUUCAAUGUUACAAGAUGCAAGAAACGGUCUCAAGAUCAUAGUUCUUCGGUGUGGAUUUUGAGUUCAAGAUCAAGAAGAAGAACAAGAAGAAGAAGA
Messenger RNA from Trifolium pratense (red clover), 654 nucleotides. Its product is annotated as NDR1/HIN1-like protein 10. The annotation marks the transcript as partial. NCBI's taxonomy places the organism in Eukaryota, Viridiplantae, Streptophyta, Magnoliopsida, Fabales, Fabaceae. Gene Ontology annotation, biological process: defense response to other organism. The transcript has 2 exons. The record is from RefSeq and is a predicted model, not a curated record.